Molecule: messenger RNA, 3853 nt
Organism: Ectocarpus sp. CCAP 1310/34
Lineage: Eukaryota; Phaeophyceae; Ectocarpales; Ectocarpaceae
Source: the annotation of a GenBank genome assembly
UUACACAGCACGAGAGAGAGGGAGCGGGAGAGAGAAGAAAUCAAGGAAGCAGUGAGAGGAGACGCGAGACAGCUUUGGUACCGUGGGUGCGACGGCUGUCUACUGUCCCCGCCCACCGUCUCAUCCACCGUUGUCGCCAAAACUCGCCGCGCACUUGCGUGCACAAAAAAAACUUCGUUCCGCGCUGCUGCUGCCGCUGUGCGCACACCUCACAUCCGCGUUAGCGGCGGAGAGAGAGAGAGCGAGCCAGAGACAGGCUUUCCCUUACAGUUUGGCGUGGAGGGAGUAAUAGACUUGAGUGAGCGGCCACAAUGUCGAUGAGGUUGCGUGAGCUGAUCCGGGCCGUGCGGGCGUGCAAGACCGCGGCCGAGGAGCGAGGCGUCGUUGCGCAGGAAUGUGCCCGAAUCCGGACGGCGUUUAAGGAGGAAGACACCGAGUUCCGCAACCGGAAUGUCGCCAAGCUACUCUUCAUCCACAUGCUUGGCUACCCGUCGCACUUCGGGCAGAUGGAGUGCAUCAAGCUCAUCACGUCCCCCAACUACAUGGACAAGCGGAUCGGGUACCUUGGCCUUACCCUGCUGCUGACGGACCAGGAGGAAGUCUUGAUGCUCGUGACGAACUCCCUCAAGGUUGACAUGCACAGCAGCAACAUGUUCGUGGCUGGCCUAAGUCUCACCACCAUCGGCAACCUGGCGACCCCGGACAUAGCCCGCGAUUUGAUGAUGGAGGUGGAGAAGCACCUCAGGGGGGGAAGGCCAUACCUCGUGAAGAAGGCCGCCCUUUGCUGCAUCCGCAUCCUGAGGCACCUCCCGGAGCACGUGGAAGACUUCAUGGAGCGGAUCAUGGAGGUUCUUAAGGACAGGCAUCACGGUGUGCUGGUCGCCGGCGUGCAGCUAGUCACGGCCGUGGUGGAGUCGGACCCGAAGGAGUACGCCCCGGCGUUUGCGUCGGUGGCUCCUUCGCUGGUAAAGAUGCUCAGGAACCUUCUCUCGGUGGGAUACGCUCCGGAGCACGACGUGGCGGGUGUUUCGGACCCCUUUUUGCAGGUGCAUAUCCUGCGACUCCUGAGGCUGCUGGGGCAGCAUGCGGAGGGGGUUACGGACACCAUGUCAGACGCUCUCGCUCAGGUGGCGAGCAACACGGAAACUGCCAAGAACGCCGGCAACGCCAUCCUGUACGAGUGCGUGCAGACGAUCAUGACGCUCGACACCGAGAACGGCCUCAAGGUGCUGGCGGUCAAUAUCUUGGGACGGUUCCUCCUGAACCGCGAUAACAACAUCCGGUACGUGGCGCUAAAGACCCUGGGCAAGGUGGUGCAGCUGGACCCGGCCUCUGUGCAGCGGCACCGGUCCACCAUCGUGGACUGCCUCAAGGACCCGGACAUCUCCAUUCGACAGCGAGCAUUGGAGCUGAUCCAUCAGCUCGUCAACGAGAGCACGGUGGUUAGCCUCACCCGGGAGAUGCUCAACUAUCUCGUGGUGGCGAUGCCGGAACACAAGGCGCAGCUAUGCGACAAGAUCACCGCUGCGGCAGAGAGGUACGCACCGGACCGUCGGUGGAGAAUAGAGACGCUCAUCACCAUGCUGAGCAUUGCCGGCAGCCACUGCAACGAGCGCAUCACGUCCGGCACCAUAAUGUACAUCGGGCAGUGCAAGGAGUUCCACGGACAGGCGGUGCACAAGCUCGCCGCCGCGCUGCAGGAGGAUAUGGUGGCGGCUCCCUCCGGCCUCAUGAAGGUCGCUGUCUGGUGCAUCGGCGAGUUUGCAGACUUGCUAGCGAGUCCACAAGACGCUUUUCCUGCUGUUGAAGGUGGUUCCGCGAUGUGCCCCGCUCAGGAUGCGAUGCCUCACGAAGAGAUCAUCGACCUCCUGGAGGACCUUUUGAAUCACCACAGCGCCACCGCGUCAUCACGAAGCAGCGCCCUGACUGCCCUCGCCAAGGCCUCCUACAGGCUUGGGGAAGGGCUCGGGGAGGAUGGGAAGGCCAGGGUGGAGGAGAUGCUCGAGGGGUACCGAUCGUCCAUCACCCUGGAGCUCCAACAGAGAUCCUGCGAGUACCUGAACCUGCUCUCGCCACAGUGGGACGUGGUGAAAAAGGAGGCCCUGGACCGCAUGCCCGUCAUGGACGAGGAGGCUUUCCGGGAGAGACGCGCCCGCUACACGAUGGGCGCCGGCAUGGGCGCCUUCGACGACGCUCCAGGAGCGGGAGACCGGUCUCCCAAGCCGCAGGGGUCCGCCUCUUCCUCAGCCCCCGCCGCCGGCCCCUCGCCCUCCAAGAACGGUCUGCCCAUCCCUAGCAGCAGCAGCAACGGCGGAGGUGACCUUCUAGAUUUGGAGGAUAUUUUCGGCGGCGGCGGUGCGAGUGCGCCCGCCGCCGUCGCCGCCGUCGUGCCACCGGCAGUGGCGGUGGCGGCACCGGGAGCGGGGAACGGGGCGGCGGCGGCGGGUGGCGUAGAUUUGUUGGCGGAUGUGUUCGGGGGAGGGGGGGGCUUGGUGCCGAGUAAGGCGGCGCCGGCGAAUGCGACGGCGGCGCAGGCGCCGGUAGCUGCGGCGCCGGCGACGGCAGCGGCGGUCGGCGGAGACAGCGAUGAUUUCGGAGGGUUCGAGGUUGCGCCGCCUCGAGUGGAGAAGAUGGUGGCGUUCGAUAAGAGCGGGUUGAGAAUAGUGUUUUCGCCGUCGAAGCCGGACGCGUCGGAUCCUUCGAAGAGCAAGGUCUCGAUCGCCUUCAGCAACACCUCGGACGAGGAAAUUUCCGGCCUGGUGUUCCAGGCUGCGGUACCCAAGUCGUUUACGAUGAAAAUGGGAGCUCUGUCGGGCCACAAUCUGCCCCCCCACAGCGAUGGCGUGGUGUCUCAGGAAAUCAGCGUGACAAACGCGAUGCAAGGGACGAAGAGCUUGAUGAUGAAGCUCAAGAUUCAGUUCCGACGCGGGACUGUCAACGUGGCGGAGGUGGCGCAGGUGGCUCAGUUCCCUGCCGGCUUCUGACGGGAAGGAAUGCCACGGUCGUGAAGGCAGGGUAGCCGGCGGAAGACGAUGCGACCCCCUCUCCCCCCGGCCGCCUGGAAACGUUUUUCCGGCCGUGUGGAUUUAUCCACGCCAAGGCGAGGGGUAAUGUGGCGGAACGAUAGAAUUUCCUGAUCGGUGUUGGCUAAGCUAGAGAGCGUUUUUGUUGUUCCUGCCGCCAUUUUAGUUAAUUCUUUUCUUUGGUGCCUCGGUGUGUCCGAGGAUUCCGUAAAACGGUGAUUUUUUUUGCCGAACUAGGGGCAGUGGUUUGUCCCGCCCCCCCACCAAUUGAAACAGGAGUGCGUGUUCGUGUGUCGUUCGUUCGUUUCUACACUUUCUUCAGUGGUGACGGGGGAAGCGUAAGGCGGAUGAUGAACGGUUUUAUAAAUGUAAUACAAGAACAAGGGCCAGGCGCGAGGCGGCAAGACAGCCUCAUCUACUGCUACACCCUUCGAUAGCGAUUGAUUGGCGCGGAGGUUUCCCUGCUAGUGUUGUAGCACGUCCGUUCGUUGGAGGGGCGGUCCAAAGCAAGCCCGUCCCUGGCCGAAGGACCCUCACGUGUGUCAACGUAUGUUACAUUGGGAAUGGCCAGCGCGUGGCCAACGCAUUCCCAAGCACGCCUGUCCCAGGCCAAUGGACUCGGGCGUGUGUCACACACACACAGGCGUUUGGGUGGGAGUGACGAGCCUGUGGCCAAGGUAUUCCCAAGCAAGCCUGCCUGUGUCCUUGACCACAGGACUCUCACAUACGUUUGACAUUGCUGACCGUGUCGGACCGUACAGGUUGCGUAUCGUCGACGGAUUGCCCACUUUUCGAGCUCUAGCGUAACCGUUCUUUGACCUCUAAUGCUU